Molecule: messenger RNA, 618 nt
Organism: Adineta steineri
Lineage: Eukaryota; Metazoa; Rotifera; Eurotatoria; Adinetida; Adinetidae
Source: the annotation of a GenBank genome assembly
AUGCAUUUGUUUCUUGGCUGGCGUGCAAUGGAAGAUCGAAUUGGUUCAAUAGCAUAUACAUUUGAACGUGUUUUAUGGGGUGAUAGUCGUGCUCGACAUACAUUUUUAAUUGCAUGUUCUGAUGAACAUCCACUAACUUUAAUUGAAAUCGAUGUGGGCAAUCGUGAAAGAGGUAUUAAAAAAGGUAUGAAAUUAAAAAUUGCUGAAUUAGAAGAAAUACCAAAUUCAGUAACAAAACUUGAAUUAAUUGGUGAAACAACAUCACCAACAGCAUUACAACAACUUAUUCAAAAUGCACAAACUUAUGUACAAGAACAUCCUAAUUAUCAUGUCUUAUUGAAUAAUUGUCGAACAUUUGUUGAAUCUCUUAUUGAUGAAAUACCUGAAUUUCGAAAUUCUAUACCACGUAAAAAAGGUUCAAUACUUGAAUAUUAUCAUUCACAAGCAAAACAUGAACAUCCUGGAGCAUUAGUCAAAAGUAAACAAUUAUUGAAAGAUGUUCGUGAUGUUCAUCGUCAUAAUAGACAGUAUAAGUACACUAGUAAAUUAGUAUUAAACAUAGAAUUACCAACACUAGAUGUAGAUAUUAAUACUGAUAUUAUUGAAGUACGACUUUAA